AGGAAUGCAAACAAUGAACCUCCAAAAGCUGCCUAUUUCUGACAUGUGUAAACGUAGGGAAGAUCCGAAGAUGGACAAACAUCAUGACGACUGACGAGACGGCGAGCGCGAGACCCUUUUAUAUUAAGAAAGUGUCCCGUCGGCCUUAUAUCAUCCUUGGAGUCUCAUCAGCAAAACGGUACAACCAUGAUCGGAUUCCUCUCUAUCCUCUGCAAAUCGAACAGUCUCAGGAGCCACAGUUCGAAAAUAUCACAUUUGAUCCAAAAUUCGUCCUCUAAAUCCAUUUUCAGGUCUACCCAUCUGUCUAAUCCAAUCAACAAUAGCAUUCCCUCCUCAAUUCAAUUCAAUUUCGGCUCCCCAAUCUCUUCAGCUUCUUUUUUCUUGCCUGGGUUUUCUGUAAAAGGCUUGGCCUUCACAAAUUGGGCAGAAAAGGGAGAUGGGCUUUCCUUGUUUAGCAAUUCUAGUUUGAGAUGUCCAUUCAAAGAAGGAGCUGGGUUUCUGCGACUUCGCAGUUCGGCUGGAGGGUCGAGAACUUUCUCUAGUGAAUCCGAACGGGAGUCCAUAAAUUACGAUGUUGUCAUUGUGGGAGCUGGGCCCGCUGGGUUGUCGGCGGCGAUCCGUUUGAAGCAGCUAUGCCGAGAAAAGGAUGUUGAUUUGUCCAUCUGUGUCGUCGAGAAAGGUGCUGAAGUGGGUGCUCAUAUCAUAUCGGGGAAUGUUUUUGAGCCUCGUGCACUUGAUGAACUUUUUCCACUGUGGAGACAGGAGGAGUCUCCAGUCUGUGUUCCUGUUUCUUCUGACAAAUUUUGGCUACUGACAAAGGAACAUGCAUUUUCACUUCCAAGUCCUUUUGAUAACAAAGGAAAUUAUGUAAUAAGUUUGAGCCAGUUAGUACGUUGGAUGGGAACGAAAGCAGAAGAGUUGGGAGUUGAAAUAUACCCAGGCUUUGCAGCUAGUGAGAUCUUGUAUGAUGCAAAUCACAAGGUUGUGGGAAUUGGAACUAAUGAUAUGGGCAUUUCUAAAGAUGGUUCAAAAAGGGAAAAUUUUCAGCGUGGUGUUGAACUAAAAGGGCGUAUUACACUUCUUGCUGAAGGAUGCCGAGGCUCUUUAUCAGAGAAAAUAAUAAGAGAUUACAAUCUGAGAGAAAAAGGGAAUGCACAACAUCAGACAUAUGCUUUAGGCAUUAAAGAGGUAUGGGAAAUUGAUGAAGGCAAGCAUAAACCUGGUUUUGUGCUUCAUACAGUGGGAUGGCCAAUAGACAGUAAGACAUAUGGGGGUUCCUUUCUGUACCACAUGAAAGAUAGACAGAUUUCUAUUGGCCUUGUGCUUGCCUUGAACUAUCGCAAUCCUUUCUUGAACCCAUAUGAGGAAUUCCAGAAACUCAAACACCAUCCUGCAAUCAAACCUAUAUUGGAAGGUGGAACAGUUCUGCAAUAUGGUGCUCGAACUUUGAAUGAAGGCGGUUUUCAGUCUAUUCCCUAUCCAGUUUUCCCGGGAGGAGCAAUUGUGGGAUGUUCUGUUGGCUUCUUAAAUGUGCCAAAGAUAAAGGGGACACAUACUGCAAUGAAAUCAGGAAUGCUAGCAGCAGAAGCUGUAUUCCAUACACUUCAAGAAGGUUCUAGUAUGGAAGCAUAUUGGGACAAUUUAAAGAAGUCAUGGGUAUGGGAGGAACUCUAUAGAGCACGGAAUUACCGUCCGGCAUUUGAGUAUGGGAUGAUCCCAGGUUUGGCUUUAUCUGCAUUGGAACACUACAUUCUGAAAGGAAGGUCUCCAUUGACAUUAAAGCAUGGGAAACCUGAUCAUGAAGCAACUGAUGUUGCAAGUGUACACUCUCCGAUUCACUACUCAAAGCCAGAUGGAUUGGUGUCAUUUGAUGUUCCAACCUCUUUAUACAGGAGCAACACAAACCAUGAACAUGACCAACCAGCCCAUCUUCAUCUGAGGGAUCCAACAAUACCCGAACGUGUAAAUUUGCCAAAAUAUGCAGGACCUGAGUCACGAUACUGCCCUGCACGCGUAUACGAGUAUGUCAUUAAUGAGCAAGGUCAGCAAAAGUUGCAAAUCAAUGCUCAAAACUGCCUCCAUUGCAAGGCAUGCGAUAUCAAGGACCCAAAACAAAAUAUUGAGUGGACAGUACCAGAAGGAGGCGGUGGUCCAGGAUAUUCAAUCAUGUAGAUUCCCCAUCUUUUCAAUUUUCUAAUGUAAAUAAUUAUGUUCUGCUAUUCCUCUCUAACUAUGAUGCCAUAUUCCUUUAUCUUCUCUGGAGAGAGAAAUAGAAGGGGGGUGAGGGAGGUAAAACCCCAAAUAAUGUAAAGCAUUUCCUUUUGGUCAGUUACAUAAUGCAUGACUGGUGGUUCUAGAAGAGGUAUUGUUGAAAGGUCUCUCAACAAUUUAAAUUGGUCCAACACUCCAACUUCCAGGAGUGCCCUUAGUAAUCGAAUUUGUUCUACUUGUGGUCCGGCCUAGAUGAUCAAUGGUGGAAGAACUGGAAAUCCCAUUUUGAAAUUAA
Molecule: messenger RNA, 2506 nt
Organism: Nelumbo nucifera (sacred lotus)
Lineage: Eukaryota; Viridiplantae; Streptophyta; Magnoliopsida; Proteales; Nelumbonaceae
Gene: ETFQO
Product: electron-transfer flavoprotein:ubiquinone oxidoreductase
Biological process (GO): electron transport chain
Cellular component (GO): mitochondrial inner membrane
Molecular function (GO): electron-transferring-flavoprotein dehydrogenase activity; iron-sulfur cluster binding
Source: RefSeq, a predicted model, not a curated record